Necator americanus (New World hookworm) is the source of this 2052-nucleotide messenger RNA. RefSeq lists its product as uncharacterized. The transcript is spliced from 21 exons. Gene Ontology annotation, molecular function: fructose 1,6-bisphosphate 1-phosphatase activity. Lineage: Eukaryota; Metazoa; Nematoda; Chromadorea; Rhabditida; Ancylostomatidae. Gene Ontology annotation, biological process: sucrose biosynthetic process; gluconeogenesis; fructose metabolic process. The coding region runs from base 1 to 2052 and encodes 683 amino acids. The record is from RefSeq and is a predicted model, not a curated record. Gene Ontology annotation, cellular component: cytosol; cytoplasm.
AUGGCUAACAACGUGGAUAGUGAUGAGGAACAAUUAUUUGAUCAGCGUAGAGUUACAAUGAACGAAACCUCGAACACGUAUGGCAUCGAGACGAAUGCUAUGACCCUGCAGAGGUUCGUACUGCAUGAACAAAGAAAACAUCCGUCGGCUUCCGGUGACCUCACACAUCUUCUCACUUCACUCCUUACAGCUUUCAAGGCUAUCACAAGUUCUGUACGAAAAGCUGGACUAGCUCGACUAUACGGUAUCGCCGGAAACACAAACGUACAAGGAGAAGAGGUGAAAAAGCUUGAUGUUCUAAGCAAUGAGCUUAUGAUUAACAUGAUCCGCUCCUCUUACACUAGCUGUGCCAUGGUUUCCGAGGAAAACGACGACGUUAUCGAAGUGGAUGAAGGAAAACAAGGAAAAUACAUUGUCACAUUCGAUCCUCUCGAUGGUUCAUCCAAUAUUGACUGCUUGGUGUCCAUUGGCACAAUUUUCGGGAUUUGGAAGAAACACACUGAUGGACCAGUGACAAAAGCAGAUCUAUUACAAUCAGGAAGAGCAAUGGUAGCAGCUGGUUACUGCUUGUAUGGAUCCGCAACAAUGGUUGUGCUUAGUACUGGACGUGGUGUGAACGGAUUCAUGCUUGAUCCUAGUAUCGGAGAGUUCAUUCUAACUAAUCCGAAAAUGAAAAUGCCUGAAAAAGGAAAGUACUACAGUAUCAAUGAGGGUUACGCUAAACAUUGGCCAAAAGCAUUGACUGAAUACGUUCAUAGCAGAAAGUUCCCUGAGCCAGGCAAGAAAGGAAUGGCCCAACGAUAUGUUGGAUCGAUGGUUGCUGACGUACACCGUACACUUUUGAAUGGUGGUAUUUUCCUUUAUCCAGCAACUGCGGAUGCUCCUAAAGGGAAGCUUCGUUAUCUUUACGAGUGCGCCCCAAUGGCUUUCCUUAUCGAACAAGCAGGAGGAAUAGCGACCACCGGAGAGCGACCAGUCCUCGACCAUGUUCCCACCGACAUCCAUGAACGUGGCAUUAUUUAUUUGGAGAAGAAGAUGUCGAGGGAAGCCUAUGGAAUCGAAACGGAUUCUAUGACUUUACAGCGUUUCGUUUUAGCCGAACAACGUCGAUAUCCGAAAGCUACGGGUGAUCUGACCCAUCUGCUCACUUCCCUCCUUACAGCCUUCAAGGCGAUCUCUAGUGCUGUGCGGAAAGCUGGUUUGGCUAAUCUUUAUGGUAUCGCCGGUAACAUUAAUGUCCAAGGAGAAGAGGUUAAGAAACUGGAUGUACUUAGUAAUGAACUAAUGAUUAACAUGAUUACUUCUUCCUACGCCUGCAGUGGAAUGGUAUCUGAGGAGAAUGAGCAAAUUAUCGAAGUUGAAGAUGCAAAACGAGGGAAAUACGUGGUGACUUUCGAUCCACUUGAUGGAUCUUCUAAUAUUGACUGCUUGGUUUCGAUAGGUACAAUCUUUGGAAUAUGGAGAAAAAUCACUGAGGGACCUGCUACAAAGGAUGAUUUUAUGCAACCAGGAAAGGCAAUGGUAGCAGCUGGCUACUGCCUCUAUGGUUCGGCAACGAUUGUCGUCCUUAGUACUGGCCAUGGAGUCAACGGAUUUAUGCUUGAUCCAAGUAUUGGAGAAUUCAUUCUUACUCAUCCAAAGAUGCGUGUUCCGGAGAAAGGCAAGAUUUAUAGCAUUAAUGAGGGAUAUGCAAGGUAUUGGUCAAAAGGUUUGAGUGAGUACGUUCGCACAAGGAAGUUCCCAGAGGCUGGUAAGAAGAUUAUGGGGCACCGUUACGUUGGGUCCAUGGUUGCAGACAUCCAUCGUACAAUUCUUAAUGGAGGGAUAUUCCUCUAUUCGCCCACUAAAGAUGCCCCAACAGGAAAACUUCGUCUUCUCUAUGAGUGUGCGCCAAUGGCGUUUAUUGUCGAGCAAGCUGGAGGAAUAGCUACCAAUGGCAAAAAGCGUAUUCUCGACGUCGUUCCGGAGGAUAUCCAUCAGCGCUCUACUCUUUACUUAGGUAGCAAGAAGGAUGUCGAGGAACUCCUGACUUUCUUCGCAAAAGACCAAUAA